Acanthaster planci (crown-of-thorns starfish) is the source of this 2692-nucleotide messenger RNA. RefSeq lists its product as uncharacterized. The record is from RefSeq and is a predicted model, not a curated record. Lineage: Eukaryota; Metazoa; Echinodermata; Asteroidea; Valvatida; Acanthasteridae.
UCACCCAAGAGGAUUUCCUAAUCUGAGAAAGUUGCAGGCGGGUUUUGUGAAACAUUUUCAAUAAAAACUACAGACUUUUUAACAAUCUUCGGUGCGAGCGAUAUUCUAGAAAGUAAAGUCGAUUGGUGAAAUACGCUUAAACUCAAACAGCUGCCACCUUCAACCUGGCUCUGGACUUCACGCCUGAUGACGCUGAGAACACUAGGGGGAAGGCGAAUUCAAGUGCGUUAACCAUCGUGCUUCAUCGUGCACUUAGCACUAGUGGUUAAGCCACAGAGCAAAUAUUGCGGGGACCGUAUGAACAAGCGUGCAUCGAUGCAGCAGGUUUGAAAAACUAAAGCUCACGGCGUAUCAGGGUGCAGGACAACUCAUUAUGAAGUCUGGGUUUCGAUUGGCAAAAUAAAAUAUCCUUCGCACCGAAGAACUGUCUGGCGAGGGAUACAGUAACCAAAGAAGGAGUCAGGAAUGCAGUGAAAGUUGAUGUUCUGUCUACAUACAUGUACUAGCAACGUGGGAAAUCAACAGGAUGGCAUCUAGAGAAUCCUACUCGAUUGUUUAUUUGGCCUAAUUAUCCGAGAUACCGCUGGAGUGCAGCAUUCACCGAUCUCGUGAGAAACUACCAGCUGGACUGCGUGCCGGUACUGUUUGGAAAGCAUCAACAAAAACAAUCAGAUCAAAGUCUUGCUGCAAGUACUCUCUCGAAACGGCAUCAUGUCUGCAGUAGCAAAGUCCGAAUCUUUAGUUCACCGUGAUGCGCGGUUAUACUGUCGGCGUAGACACCAAAAGACCAUGGGUAAAUGCGCCCGUGAGGAACGGCAGAGCGACGCGCUUCUCGCACGCAAACUCCGUCACAUCCAGAAAUCUAAAGCUUAUCGAGAGAAGGAACUGGACCGAGAACAGGAGAAAUGUUUGACGGACCUGGUAGCGAUUUUUGAUCGUCAAUGUCAGAUUGCCACAACGAGACUCGCCCGGAGACUGAAAGACGCACUAGGAGAAACAGACAUCGUGGAACUGGAAGAUUUGUGGGGGAAAAAAACUAACGACAGACAAGUUGCGAAAGGAAUGCGUGAUGAUCAAGCAGGGACACACCGAUCCUUGUUUUGCGGCAAGGACAGACAUUCUUUUGCCAGACAUUCACACGUGUUCACCAGCGCUGAUGCAAGCCCCCACAAGCAGUUCCGUAACGGUUAUAGAUUAUCAAAUACUGGGAUGAGUCGAAUGAAUGAUUUAUCGAAAGACAACCGCAUCAGGCCUGAUUCUCCGAUACCAUGGCAACAGAAAAAAGAUCCAAUGGGGCGUGAGCCAAUACCAAAUCUGAAUCAACAUCACUUGUUCAAAACUCAUCUUGGCAUUCAUGACUCUGUUCAGAUCCCAAAAGCAAAUGGAGGCGUUGCUAAGAGACCGACAUCUUCUCAACCAAGCGCUGCGCGACCCAAAACGGUUCCACAAAUCGGGGAAAAUUCCUUGUCAGCGAACAGCCGUUGGGAUGAGCUUGCCUCUCAAGUACGAUGCCCCCAACAUGGCAACAAUGCCCCUGCCUAUAUUAGCAGAGCCAGAAGUCUACGGUGUCUAUUACGUGACUGCACUGACAAGACAGCAACACCUGUCUUCGAUGCACCUGAAGAUGUAUGUUUCCGUCGCCAGUACAUGGCAUGUGUGAUGUCCCGUAAGUUACCCGUCAGCGGGCUGCGCAGUGGCAGCUUUGCACAACAAGAUGAUGUCAGAAAGAAGAUGGAGGCAAGGAGGAAAUGUAUGGAAGAAUUGCACAUGACCAGUGGACAGAGAGCCAAGUCGGCUCCUGCUGGGCUUGUGCGUAUAUGCAACAAUGACCUUUCAGCUCAAUGGAACAUUUAAGUGAAACAUUUAAAAGCGAGUAACUAACACCAGACAUAACAUUUAAUUCAUCGUGAUAGAAUCACAUGCACUCCGGAGCAACAAACACAGUUGUUAUCUCUUUGCGCAUGAGUGAUGUUUAUGUUCUGCACCCACAUGUACAUGUACAUCUCAAUAAUUUAGCUUAAGUACCAAAUAUUAAAAUCUAAAGAUGUAUUGUGAAUACUAAAGUGUAUGGCAUGAAUUGCAAUGUUAAUGAUGUAGAUUUUGCAUGCAUACCAAACUGCAUGAUUCAGUAAAAAAAUGGUUGCAGUGGUAUGAAGGAAAUCUACUUAUCUGAUGGGUUAAAUAUGAGUCAAUCAUUUUCCAUUUGUUCUGGACAUUGGGUUUUGAAUAUAGUAAAAAAACAAAAUGAUAAAAAUGAAGACACUCAAUAUAAAGCAUAGAGAUUCUAAAAUGAAAACAGAAUGUGGAACACAAGAAUAUUACGUUAAAUUUAUUCUAAUCAAUCACAAAUAUCUCAUUUGGCACAAAGAUGUCCAUUAAAAUUUCAGUCUUAAGUAACUUACCUGUUGCACAUGUACACAUGUUUCAUAAAGCUAACCAUACUUGGAGAAGUUAGACUGAUGAUCACAAAACAAAAUAUAACUACACGUACUGCAAUACUGUUAGUCAUGUUAGUGCCACUGAAUAUAAUAAAUCGCCACAAAGAAUUUGGCUGUUCAAAAUAUCAAUUGAAAAACUUUUCUGGCAAGAACUAUUUGUUAUUAUGAGAAGUUACGAAAAAAUUAAUAUGAAUGACAAGUUUAAAAACAGCAAUGUUGCAUUCAGCAUUUAAAAAAUAUAUAUUGACAAAACA